Leptomonas pyrrhocoris is the source of this 583-nucleotide messenger RNA. RefSeq lists its product as hypothetical. NCBI's taxonomy places the organism in Eukaryota, Euglenozoa, Kinetoplastea, Trypanosomatida, Trypanosomatidae. The coding region runs from base 266 to 583 and encodes 105 amino acids. The record is from RefSeq and is a predicted model, not a curated record. The transcript has a single exon.
GCAGCAGCGGCUCUCCCUGCCGCUUUGAGGUUUUUUUUCUUUGCUUUCCUUUCGAACCUGUUGGACAGGAAUCGUAGUGUGUGCUUACCAGAAAAGAAAACACGAAUAACAGUUGAUAACUUCGAUGAGUUUCGAGCCUUCUCCGCGGCGUCGACGAUCACGCGGUGGACGGGCGUGCGGCGUUGGUGUAGUGACGCUUGUGGCGCUUCUUUGCUGCUGUUUCCUCCUGCACACCGCGACCGUCGUUAGUGCAAAGGACUGCGCUAUGACCGGCACGGGCACCAUGGUCGCGUGGAAGCACGAGCAAGGCAGCUUCCAGUGCGUGAACUGCCUCGGCGCGUCUGCGGAGGCGGUGAAGACGGGAGCGGUGCGUCGGCAGUGGCGCGAGUACGACCGCGACCGCCGGCUGCUGAACUCGUUUGUGGAGGAGAUGCGGGACGGGGCGCAGGUGGUGCUGCGGGAUGAGGGGCGCGACAUUGCGGUGUUGCUGCGGUCCGACCUCUGUGGCAUCCGCACGGCCAACGAACAGAACUUCCGUCAGCUUUACGGCGGCUCCUUUAUGUCGAUCAUCGACUGUACGUAA